UGAUUUGAUUGGUACCACUUGCGGCAGCAAAGAGAACAGCCUUUGAUAAUUUGUUGAGCCUUCCUCCGACACUGCCGUCUAUAGGUAUAUUGUAUGGUAGAGUUAGGUUAACUGGGAUUAGGUUAUAUUGAAGUUUAGAAAAACGUUGUAUUGUGUGCGGCUGUCUGUCAAGAUGAAGGCCUACCCUCUGGGUGGGUAUGAGUUUUUCAAACGCACCUAUGGCUUGGAAGCAUUUUUGACAUUCUCGACUUUGGAUGGUUGGUGGAAAUGUCAAGUAUGAUGACGACGGCGCACCUACGAUAUGUGAUUGGUCUUGUUGGUUAGGUUGUUUGUACACGUGAUGUAUGGCUAAAAUACCGAUUGGUCAAGACAACACAAUUUCAUUUGGGAGACGUAGUCGUGUUCCGUGUCAACGAAAAUAGUAGCUGGCUAGCUACUCUAGCACUUGGCCACCACAUAACUUUGGCUAAAAACACUUUCUUCCAGUAGCUCGCUUCCCUUCACUGUAUACGUUGUUUACACCAAAAAAAACAGACUGGUUUUAGCAGAAUAACGAAUUGGGGUUUACGUGCUAUCAGUGUGUCUGAACUUUUGAGGAGAAGAAUUUCAGCUAGCAAGCUGCAGCUGGCUAACGCGUUAGCAUAACUUGAUCGCUUGCUUGGCAUUCGAGAUCUAAAUAGUCGGCAAUAACUGCAUUUAUUCAUUUAUUUGAGGUCUCGUGGACCACUUUCUCAUCGAUCAAGCAUAAGCUGCAACUAUUUAUUAGUUGCUAGCUACCGUUGCUAUUUAGACGAGGAUCACAGAGUUAGCUAGCCCCAGUCACCUGAAUAAUAAUAUUUUUCGGAAGACAUGAACUCCAAUGUAGAGAACUUGCCGCCCCAGGUUCUGCGCCUGGUGUACAAAGAGGUGUCUGCACUAGCUGCAGAUCCCCCUGAGGGCAUCAAGAUCUACCCCAGCGAAGAAGACAUCACAGAACUCCAUACAGCCAUUGAGGGACCAGAAGGAACCCCGUUUGCCGGGGGUGUUUUCCGGAUGCGCCUGGUCCUGGGGAAGGACUUCCCUGCUGCACCACCGAAAGGCUACUUCCUAACCAAGAUCUUCCACCCUAAUGUGGGCCACAAGGGAGAGAUCUGUGUCAACGUCCUGAAAAGGGACUGGAGGGCAGAGCUGGGACUCAGACAUGUAUUACUGACUAUCAAGUGCCUUAUGAUCCAUCCCAACCCUGAGUCGGCUCUCAACGAGGAGGCGGGGCGUCUGCUCCUGGAGGACUAUACAGAGUAUGCGUCCCGUGCUCGCCUCCUGACUGAGAUCCAUGCCAUGGGGGGGCAUGGGGGGACGUCGGGGGUGCCCCAGGACCCCGCCGAUGGCCCCCAGCCCAAAAAACACGCAGGGGACCCUACCAAGAGGGCGAUGGGGCCAGGGGUUGCCCCCUCUGCUGCUCUGGGUAACGGAGCCAAUGGAAGCAGUACUACCUCCAGCAGUAGUAGUAGCAAUAGUAAUGUUGUAGGGAAGAAGAAAACUGAUAAAAAGCGAGCGUUGAGGCGACUCUAAUGCUGUUUGGAGUCUUCUCUGUGUGUGUGUGUGUGUAUACUGAAUAUUGUUCCCCUUCCCAGACUCUUUCUAUCCCCCUGACUCUACUGUCCCUUUUGUACUCAUUGCAUCUUGUAUCCCUGUUCAUUCCUUGUUGCCAUAUAUUCUCCCAAUCCCCUGUGGAUAAAUCCAUAUACAUUCAAUGACUUUUUGACAGCACCCCUUUUUGAUUUGAAGGAAACCUUCCAUACAUAUUUGUCUGUUGUAGAAGUGGUUUGAAGGAAACCUUCCAUACAUAUUUGUCUGUUGUAGAAGUGGUUUGAAGGAAACCUUCCAUGCAUAUUUGUCUGUUGUAGAAGUGGUUUGAAGGAAACCUUCCAUACAUAUUUGUCUGUUGUAAAAGUGGUUUGAAGGAAACCUUCCAUACAUAUUUGUCUGUUGUAGAAGUGGUCAGAAAGUGACUUUUUGGACCUCCAUGUCAAAACACAAAAGAUGAAGGUCAUCAAAGUUGACCCUUUUGCGAACCACACAAUGAUUUAGUCAUUUCUUGGUUGGGUGGGGUAUGCAAAAUGAGGCAACUUUGAGCACCUUGAUCUCCUGAAUGUUUAUGGCAUUUAGGUCCAAAAAGUCACUACUUUCUGACCACUUCUUCCAUGGUAAAACAUGUCUGGAACGUUUAAAACAAAAGGGAUGUUGUGAAAAAGUGACUGAAUUCAAAUGGAUUCACCGCUGUGUGUUAGUUCUCUCCAUGGUUCCUCGCUGUCAUGAUCAGAGUAAGGUUUAUUGUGUUUCAUACACAGCACUAGUGAUUGUGUGUGUCAUAUAGUAGCUACCCAGCUCAACACUGUUCGAGCUUCAGUCUGACUCAUCUCCCCUAUCUGAAAUGAGGCUUCUUUCUGUUCAGUGUUCACUAAACAAAAUGUCUUGGAUAUUUUUCAGAAACAGAAAAUGCCUCUUUCUUUCCCCAACCCCUUCUUGACGUGGCUCCUGUUGCUGAAAUGGUACUGUGUACUGCCCAGCUAGCCUCGUGUUGGGAAACUGGUGAGAUGUUUUGUCAUGUCUGAGUUGAGUUACCUUAUACGAGAUCAGGUUGUCGAAAGGGAGUAAGGGUUGAGGACUUAUUAGAAGAUUAUGCAAUGUUUUUUAUUCAUAGAGUGAAACACAACAUGAUGAGAUGGUCAUUCAUUGGGUAGUCAAAUGAGGAAGCGGCAAUGAGCAGUUUUCCUAGAAAAUGUUUGUCUAGUCGUGGUCGAAAUGAGAUGGACACGAAGGGAGCAACAUUUGGUCUGAUUAUUACUUCAAAAAAUGAUUUCACCCCUAUUUUUUUGUAAAUGUUUAUCCCCAUGUAUGACUAUUCUGUUUUUGCGUUUUUACAAAAUUGUCAUUGUUUAUUCAUUGUCCAGUAUUUGCCAGAGUGGUUUUAAAGUGACAUGCCUAUAUUCAGAUGUCUUGGUGCGUGUAUGAAGUAGGUUAUUGUCCAUACAGGAUUAGGUUAGGGUGCAGGAUUGUGCAUAUCAUUGAUUAUUAAUUAUAUCCCAUAUAUAAUUAUGGAUAUUUAUUUAUAUGGUCAUAGUGGCACAUCUGGUCUUUAGUACUGAUUUGCCAAUAGUGUACUUGUGAACCUUUUUAUUGUAAAAUGUUUUUCAUUUGAUUUGUAUGGAUCAAAUACCUGCUCCGGUCAUAUGCACUAUCCAGCUCCUAUCCUGUUCAGAAUUGGGAAAAAACAAUGUAUUUGUCAAUAGGGAAGCCUCAACAGAUUUGAUAGAAAGGAACUCCCCAGUCGAUAUGCUCCUCUGGCUGGGUUUCCUGGGCAUGUUUUCUCCCUCCGAUCUAAAUGCAUGUUGGCGCCUACAUUUCCCAGGGAAACAAUCAACAGUUGUCUUUUACUUCGGUGGGAAAAGGUGCCUGGGAAACAGUCAUUGAGCGAAACUUAAUGGGUGGGUAUUUUUGUGUCCAUUUUAAGUUAUUUAAAUUAAUAAAUUAGAAAAAUUUGGGAAAA
This is a messenger RNA of Oncorhynchus mykiss (rainbow trout), 3529 nucleotides long. Its product is annotated as ubiquitin-conjugating enzyme E2 S. NCBI's taxonomy places the organism in Eukaryota, Metazoa, Chordata, Actinopteri, Salmoniformes, Salmonidae. The record is from RefSeq and is a predicted model, not a curated record.